Molecule: messenger RNA, 717 nt
Organism: Alternaria atra
Lineage: Eukaryota; Fungi; Ascomycota; Dothideomycetes; Pleosporales; Pleosporaceae
Exons: 3
Coding region: 1-717 (238 amino acids)
Source: RefSeq, a predicted model, not a curated record
AUGCUAGAUGCUAGACCACCUACUCCAGAGCUCAAGGCCAUCGCCGCAUUCAACAGUACUGUCAGUCCCCUUCUUCGCCUACCACCCGAAGUGCGGAACUCCAUCUUUGCAUACGCCUACAGUGGUCUGAACAUCUAUCUGUCCAACACAACAUCCUACACAUCCGGAGACGAGCCGAAGAUCAACGUCACGCAUUUCCCAACUCUGACUUGGCCCUCCGUCCCCUCCCCCUUUGUCGCUCUUCAGCAGACUUGCCGCCAAAUCUACACUGAGACAGCAUUGCUCCCUUUCUCCUCAGUGAACAAGUUCUGGUUCCUCAGUGUCACUUCCUUGGACGUGUGCAAACCAAAGUUCUAUUCUGCGCAGUGGGAUUGUAUCAGCUAUGUCUUCUUCGUUGUUAGUGUCAAUACCGUAGCUAACAAUCUGGAUACCUCCAACCCGCCACCAAUUGGCAACUUUCGGAAAGAAAGGCUGCAGGGGCUGAGCAGUUUCCAGGGCCUGCAGAAGGUAACAGUGUAUUUGAAUGCUGAGCAGUGCGAGGCGGGAGCUUUGUUGAACGGUCUGAAGAUGGCACUGGAGGAUGACGUGAAGGAGGCGGUACCGGCAGGUGUGGAGAUUGUAUUUGCGCUCCGUGCGAAAGUUUCAAGGACUGGAUCGCCACCUGCAUGGGUAUGGAAAUCUUUUGAUCGGAAUAUUGCAACGGAACCAAGUCAAUAA